AUGCCUCAACUUCAAGCUAUUACUUCGGCUGCAUCGACGGUAUUGUCUACAAAUGGAAGAGUGUUUGAUAAUAUGGCUAGAGAGAAUGGAGAGGAAAGAUUUCAAGAUGUUAGUUUAGAAGAAAUUCUAUAUGAAGCCAAGUUACAAAGAGAAAGGGAAAAAUCUACGGAAUGGGGGGAGGCUGCUCCAACUGUUCCGAUGAUAAAUCUUAUUAAAACCAUUUUCAUGGGUAAGACCAACAAAAAGGAACCAACAGGACAAGACAAAGAAAAACCAACAGGCCAAGACAAAGAAAAGAAUGUGGUUCUUGAAAAUGAGGUAACUCAAGAUUUGAUUUCAGAACCAACUAAUACCAGUAUCGAUAAUGCAAAUAGAAUGGUAAAGUCUGCUUCUUGGGGCUCAGUCUUUUUUUUUAAUUACAACUGA
Messenger RNA from Debaryomyces hansenii CBS767, 426 nucleotides. Its product is annotated as DEHA2C00418p. The transcript has a single exon. The coding region runs from base 1 to 426 and encodes 141 amino acids. Lineage: Eukaryota; Fungi; Ascomycota; Pichiomycetes; Serinales; Debaryomycetaceae. The record is from RefSeq and is a predicted model, not a curated record.